This is a messenger RNA of Pezoporus flaviventris, 2750 nucleotides long. RefSeq names its product metaxin 3 (gene MTX3). Bases 4 to 942 code for a protein of 312 amino acids. The record is from RefSeq and is a predicted model, not a curated record. Lineage: Eukaryota; Metazoa; Chordata; Aves; Psittaciformes; Psittacidae. The transcript has 9 exons. Gene Ontology annotation, biological process: mitochondrion organization. Gene Ontology annotation, cellular component: SAM complex.
AAGAUGGCGGCUCCCAUGGAGCUGAGCUGCUGGGGAGGUGGCUGGGGGCUGCCGUCAGUGCACCCGGAGUCUCUAACCGUCAUGGCUUAUGCCAAAUUUUCUGGUGCUCCCCUGACAGUGAAUACUAUAAAUAAUUCAUGGAGAGCUCGCAAAGGGGAUGUGCCAGUCCUCAUAUCAGAAGACAUUGUCAUUUCUCAGCCAGCAAAAAUACUAAACUUUUUAAGAAAGCAGAAAUACAAUGCUGAUUAUGAAUUGUCUGCAAAACAAGGGGCUGAUACACUGGCAUAUAUUGCACUACUUGAAGAGAAGCUGCUUCCUUCUCUGCUGCACACUUUCUGGGUUGAUGCUGAAAAUUACUGCAGUGUGACAAAACCAUGGUUUGCCUCAAGGAUUACCUUCCCACUGAGUUUGUAUCUGCCUGGAAAGAUGUCCAGGGAAGCGCUGAACAGGAUUUUGCUGACCAGGGGAGGGCCUCCACUCUACACUCUCCCUGAAGUGGAAGCACAAAUAUACAGAGAUGCCAAGGAGUGCCUAAAUCUCCUGUCGAAGAGAUUGGGAACAUCUCAGUUUUUCUUUGGAGAUACGCCUACCACCUUGGAUGCCUUUGUGUUUGGUUUCCUUGCGCCAAUUUAUAAAGUGUGCUUCCCCAGAGUACAUCUACAAGAGCAUUUGAAACAGCUUCCCAAUCUGUGUCGAUUCUGUGAUGAUAUUUUAACUUGCUACUUCAGGUUAACUGCCUCAGGCCAUUCUCCGGCUGGACAGGAUACAGCAGAUGCUAAUCUGCAGAAACUCACACAGCUUGUAAAUAAGGAAUCCAACUUGAUUGAAAAGAUGGACGACAACCUUCGUAAGAGUCCCCAGCAUCCCCCUCGAAAGCUAAAGACGCUCAAGCUUGCUGCAGGUGGAGAAGAGGGCAGUCCAUUGAAUCGUUUGUCACCUUGACGACUUGUUGCUCAUACACCUGCAUUUGCCUUCAACUCAGAAUUCUGAGCGCCACAGUAAAUUUUUUCACGUGAAUGUUGUUUCACAAGGGAAGAAUCUGCUUAUGGGUACAGCUAGGAAGAAAUAGAGCUUUACAGUCUCCUAUCUACCUGCUCUUUUAAGAAGUUGCAUAGUUCAGGCUGACCACACACUAAGCUGAGGCUAAAGUAAACAAGAGGCUUAUUCUUGCAGAUGUUAAUGUGGUUUUGUACAGCAUAUUUUGGCCUUUAGCCUAGCAGAAAUGUUGACCAAAAGUUAAAAUUCCACUUACAGAAUGUUCACCAUAAUUUUAUUUUGUGGCUUUUGAUUUUACUGUAAUCAUGUUACUAUAUGUGAGUGGGUAUACUCUUGUAUCUGUCUGAAAAUUACAAAGUCGAGUUUCAAAAUCAUUGAAAAGAAUGGAAGGGAAAAAAAAAAAAGUUGCUCUUUGUGGCAGCCAAGAAAUGAAAAACGAUGGGUGGAAGUUAAAUAUUUUUAUUGUACAUUCAUGAACACUUCUGUGUUUUAAGGUGGUUUGUAUUUUUGAAAAUAUUAUCAUGUUGUACUUUGACGGGGAUUGUUGGAAAGUGUGUGCAGUGUGGGAGCACAGUGAUGUACACUACUAGCAUUUCACAGGUACCUGGUAUUAGUCCUGAGUGAAGCAGGCUUAACCUGUGCAUAGGGGAAUGCCACAUGCUGCAGAACCGUUACAUGAGAAUCAGAGAGCACCAGUAGUGAGCUGGAGAGAUUUGGCUGAGUCCUGUUGGGAUGAGAGACUUGACUAGCAACUACACUGUGGUUCUGGAUUGAAAGGGACUGAUUAGGGCUUUAUGAGAAAGUUGAGAUAGGCUUUUAACUUUGUCACAAAUGCCUCAUGUUAGUUUUGUCUUAAUUUUUUAUAAGCACUACAUUUCAUUCAAAAACUAAAAAAAAAUCCAAAUUUUUGUUUUUUGACAGUCUAGUUCAGAGUUCUUUUAUCUCUGCAAACUUUAGUACAUUGCAGUGCAUAUAUCUUCUGUUCUAAUUAAGGGACUUAGGUCUCAUUACAUAUUCUCUUAGCAGCAGCCUUGCCAGUUCUAGAGACCCAAGCAAUUCCUUUACAAGGGAAACGCUGUCAUUCUCUACUGGCAACGUGCUGGCAGAUGCUUCAUGAGUGGGUGAAGUAUCUGCCAGAUAAGAAUUAAUCAAGGAGAUCAGCCAAAAUGGCAGUUCUGGGGAUAUAGCAUUCCCAUAUCUCUAUGUAUGGGAUGACUUUUUUUUUCCUUUUUUCAGGUCAAAUAGAAAUAGUCUAUAAGCUUCCCUUCAGCUAGUAGUCAUGUUUGAGAUAUAUAGAUAAAUUAUUUCCUAUUUAUAAAAACAAGACUGUAGAUUGUGUACAUACUGUACUUUCAGACUUGAUAUGUAAGGAAUGUAAGAUCUUUAACAUUUCUUAAUUAUAAUUGAAAUGUUGGGUUUCUAAAGAGCACUUUAAAAUAAUGUUUCAGCUCCAUGCUCUUACUAGAAUAUUUAUUUCAGUGAUUUGAAAUUAAUCUAGCUCAUACUCAUGACAGUUGUAUAAACUGACAGUCCACUUCAUCUAAAAGUAAGUCAGACUUUUAGAAUUUUUACUGCCUGUAUCUUGAUAAGGUUUAAAUGAGAUCAAGUCACAUGGCUUUUAAAAAUCUCUUAAUUUCUAAACAUGGCUUUGGAGAACAUGCCUUAGUUUGUUGCUUUUGUGAAGAUGUACACUCAGUCUCUAAAAUCUCUUUGUAAAAUGGUCAUUGUUCCAGAAUUAAAACUUUUGAUUUUUU